Salmo salar (Atlantic salmon) is the source of this 4919-nucleotide messenger RNA. RefSeq names its product gypsy retrotransposon integrase-like protein 1. Gene Ontology annotation, molecular function: nucleic acid binding. NCBI's taxonomy places the organism in Eukaryota, Metazoa, Chordata, Actinopteri, Salmoniformes, Salmonidae. The record is from RefSeq and is a predicted model, not a curated record. Gene Ontology annotation, biological process: DNA integration.
UCGUCCGUUCUCUGAAUACCAGGGCAACAUGCGAAUCUUUCCUCCGUUGAUUCACUCUUUAGCUAGUUCUUCUUUUAUCAUAUUUCUUUGCACGUAAGUCGGUUUCUCCUUCCAUUAUAUAAUUUGGCUUGCAUAUUUUACGUAGAUUGAGGUCCAUUUCGCUGCAGAGAUGUUGAGUGUGGACUCGUUGCAAGUGGUGGCUGAAGAGGAGGUGGUGGAGUCGAGCUCAAACCGCUUGGGUGACAUCUACACGUUUGUGGCCGAGGGCUGCUACCCCCAGACAAUGAAUCCCAUACGAAAGAAGAAUCUCAAAAGAUAUGCUCAGAAAUUCAUCAUUGAUGAGGGUCGACUCUACUAUGUGGGGCCCAAGAAGGAGGAGAAGCGAGAGGUUGUGAUUGAAGCUGAACGUAAGAGGCAGAUAUUCCUAGAGUGCCACUUUAAUGACAUUGGUCAUCACCUGGGACAGAAGAAGACUGUUCACAGGAUCCAGAGCAAGUAUUACUGGCUGGGUAUUGUAAAAGAUGUCGUGGACUGGAUAAAGGUAUGUGAAACCUGUCAACACACAGAGAGGAACAAAAACAUGACAAGGACUGUUCGGCCAAUCAAAGUGGAUGCUCCCUGGGAAAUUCUAGGGAUUGAUAUAUUUGGGCCUUUCCAAAAAACACAGCAAGGUAAUGCCAGCGUGGUAAUCGUCACAGAUUACUUCAGCAAGUGGGUGGAGGCGUUUCCCAUUCAAAAAAGAGAUGCCCUCUCUGUUGCCAGAUGUAUAUCUACAUCCAUUUACAGGUUUGGAGCAGCAAAAACAGUUAUCUCCACACAAAGCGUUGACUUUUGUGACGAGGUGACAAAGCACCUCUGUAACAGGUGGAACGUAGUGCAGAGAGUGUCUGCUGUAGAGUUGAACCCGCUACAUGACCACAGCAGUGGACUACUGAAGGAAGCCAUCACACAGGUGGUGGCAGAGAAGCAGGCAGAGUGGGACGAUUUCCUGGACCCUGUCUUAUGUCUGUUUAGGACGACCAUCAACCCCACAACAAAGUUCACACCCUAUUCACUCAUGUUUAAUAGGAAAACAAUUUUACCUAGUGAGACCGACCAAGAGACGGAUUUGUAUCACUCAAAGGAAGAGGUCUCUGCGUGUAUGACAGUGAUGCAGGAGCAGCAGAACUCUGUGAAGCAACUGGUGAUUGCCAACAUGAAUGCGGCGUACAAACAGGAGAAGAAGAAUGCCAAGAGAAGAGCUCGGAACAUGCCCUCCAUUACCUUCAAAGUCACAGACCCAUUGUUUGGCUCGGGUGAGUCGUCCUCCCAGAAGAAACUGAAACGGAGCAUUUACCUUUCUUUCCCGGUAGAAACGGUCCUUGCCACUGAGCAAUGCAGCUCUGAUGACAAAAAGAGUGACUUGGAAUACCCCCUGCCGAUUUCCGAUGCGCAUUGAGGCCUGCUAUGCUAGUGGUUAUAGUAUACAAGAAAAAUAAUCGAGAAGCACACAGUGGCUGUAUUAAUGGAUUAACAAUUCCUCUUGCUUCAGUGGUAUGAUGGAGACAUGAUAUCCUCAUAAGAUGCUUCAUCUCAGAGAGAAGAUUGGUGAACAUGGAGGCACCGGAAUCAAGAAGCCUGACCAAAAAUAUUGAUAAGAAAUUAUAUUGGGUUGGACAUAUGUCCAAAUACAUAGGUUUUCCCAGUCAGUGCCUGGUGGAUUUGUGGCCUAGUCAUUGAUAUUGUGAGGCAUGUAGGUGCUAAAGGCCAAUUUGUUUGCGAAUAGGUGAAUGAAAUGAGUACGUUGUCACUAUCCUAUGAUGUAGGAUACACCUUUCUCCAACCCUGUUAAAAAUGUGAUAUGAAGUUGUAUUGACAUCAUGGAGCAGGGUAUGUGCACUUGGGGUCAGCAUCAGUUUUUUUGUGGCCACACUUAGAAUACUUUUUCUUCACAAUCAGUGAUUCAUUCAUAGUUCUUUGAAUUCCGGCUCUGCUACAUGCUUUAGGGAAGGACUUAAAAUAACUGGUUAGGGUCCAUAUCAAAUGAUGGCAUUUGGUUUAUUGCUGUGCAUGGGAUUCAAUAUUUCCAAUAGCCCCAACAUUAUAUUGACCAGUGCAACCUUGAAGAAAUGUGGAUGGAAAAGCACAAUAGAGUUCUAAAGUAAAAACAAUGUAUUUUAAAAUAAGCUAACACAAAACAAAUCAACCUUUUAAUCUAUGAAGGUGCAAUAUUCAGAAAUCGCUCCACCAAUUCCUGGUUGCAAAAAUUCUAAUAGUUCACCAAAUUUUAGUUUUGGACAAAACAAGCAAUGUAUUGUGUAGAGCAGGGUUCCCCCAUUGUCUGCCCCGGUGCCAAAUCUUGAACCCGAGAUGCAAAAACUCUCAAAUGUAAUGUACCAAGAAGGAAGUUACCCUACCUCAGUAAUGCAAACGUUACGUUUUACCUUCAUGAGGAUAGAGCAUGCAGGAGACAGUCAACUAAUAAAGCAGGCAGCGGACCAUUUUGUCGUGCUGACACAUAAAGCUGCAAGCGCAGCGCAAUCAAUAGGACGUGAACAGCGCCUGGUGCUGAAAAUAUAGGAAACUUGUUAUGCAAGGGUUGCACAGCAACUGAUGAAGAACCUACACCAGUGGAUUAAUUUCAACAAUAAUCUUAAUUGUAAUUUGACUUUACAAACAACAAGAGGGCUUAAUUGGAGUCUUUCUUCGAGACUAUAUAAAAUACUUUAACUGGCUGAGGUAGGCUAUGAGGCUUUACAGCAUCGUUCACAAUAACAGAACAUAUGGCCUUAUAGAAGUGGGACAUUUUUUAUUUGGUCUGCUUACAAUUGCAACUGGACAAAAAUGUGGCAUCCUACAUAAAACAAUACUUAAAAGAAAAAAAGGCGAUAUUUGUAUCGGGGUAGCCUGCUGUUUUAACGACAGAACAAACAGAAAAUACUGUCAGCUUGAGACCUAAAUAUCCCUGGAUAAGCACUCACAAUAAUAGUAGUAUUUACUAAAUACAGUCAUAUAGGCCACUAAGUAACUUACUCAAUGGAAAAAAAGUUGCAUUUCCCCUCAGACACGAUCUUGGAUGUCGUGCGAGAUGGGUGUGAUUUUUGAUGCGCAGUCAGUCCUUGAUUGACUUGUGUGAAAGCUGUCGUGAGUCUAUAUUAUGUUCAUAGAGGAAAAUUAGGACUUCCUGAAGUUGUCCCUCAGCUGCUUGAUGAAAUAUUCCAUCACCUCUGUGACAAUGCUGCGGCCUGGUCCCUCUACCUGUCGUUUCUUCAGUGUUCUGAAGUGCAGUAGCCUUCCAGAUGACAAGUCCAAAUCGAACAACUCAAGCUUUCUAGUAAAGGCCUCAAGUUUUUCCACCAUGUCCACGACUGUUUUCCCUCUUCCUUGUAACUGGAUAUUUAACCCGUUUUACUGACAGAAUAUGUCAGCCAAAAAAGCCGUGUGUGUAUCUUGUAGUUAACUCUUCAAUGUAUCUGCGUCGGGCCUCUGUCUGGGGCGGGAAGGCCACUUUGAAAGUUCCAUGCUUAGAUUCAUAAUGACGUCUGAGAUUGAAUUAUUUUUUAACAACGACAUUUUCAUUGCAAAUAAGAUACUGGCUUGGCAUUGGGAAUAAAUGGUAAGAUGAACGCAUAUCUCUCUGUACAUUCUUCCCGGAAACUUCGAUUUUCAUUAUUCAUCUUUUGAUACUUUUUGAUAGGGACUUUUUCUCUUGUUAUCAAGCUAAUUAUUCUGAACGAAUGAUGACGUUAAAAAAGUAGUGUAUCUUACAGUAGGCUGUAGACCUGUUUUUCCCAUUAAUCAACAGAGAAAUAGACAAAAUAAUAUUUGAAUAGGGACAUGGUGAUUUUAUGAGCGUAAUCAUAUCGAAAUGAUUGUUAUUGUCACUGAAUUUGUUAUGUACUAAUCGGAUGUGUUAAACAAAUGGUACAAUUUGUAGUGUAGGCCAGUUAAAUGUGAUAAGAUGAUAUACUAAUUAUGUUCUGGACCGCCGACUAUUAGCUCAGAAAGAAAAUUGGCCUAGGGCCAAACCUAGUUGACGAACCCUGAUGUUGAGAAACAGUGUACUAUCUAAAUCUCUGUGAAAUAUAUUUUCAAUAACCAAAAAUAUUGUAUUUUCAGCUGUUUUGUACCUAGUAUACAAAAACCGAUAGUAAAAAAUAAAAAUAAAAUAGCUCACAUAGAACAUAUCUACCGCUUCUUAGCAUAGACUGUAAAAAUAUUGGCAAAGCCAUCGAUUACAUCACGGCAUAUUUUGUAUGGGAACGCUCAGUGGCACAUUUUGAAGACCAGAAAGCGCGCGCAUCAACGACGCUAUCUUGUUUCAUGGAAGAGUUUUUGGAACAUCGCAUGCGCCGUUUGAGCUAGUCCAGAAAGUGACGUCACAGGCUCCGACAGUUGAAAGGAGUUUAGGAGUGGAGUUUAGGCAAACUGCCGGUAGUUCACAUGUAUGGUAAUAGGCCACUGCAUGCAAGAGCUGUCCAUGUGCCAGAGGCAGCUUUUGUUGGGGUUUUUUGUCAGUGAGAGCUACAGUACUCUUCGAUCUGCUUCGGUACAAAAGGUGAUUGUUUAACUAAAAUGUUAUUGGUCACAUACCCAUGUUUAUCAGAUGUUAUUGCGGAUAUAGCGAAAUGCUUGUGUUUCUAGCUCCAUCCGUGCAGUAAUAACUAACAAGUAAUAUCUAGCAAUUUCACAACAAUACACACAGAUCUAAGUAAAGGAAUGGAAUUAAGAAUAUAUAAAUAUUUGGAUGAGCAAUGUCAGAGCGGCAUAGACUAAGAUACAGUAUAUGGGUCAUUCUUGGGUAAUAUUUCAGUCCCUCUGACUUUUUGUAUUAUAUUUCAAGUAUUGGGUCACCAAAAUGAAAUGUUAAGAUUUUGUAUAUACAUUUAAAUGUCCUGUAUAAAUGCAUUUAAAUAAAUAAAGCAUUCAUUUAAACUUUU